Molecule: messenger RNA, 1152 nt
Organism: Lachancea meyersii CBS 8951
Lineage: Eukaryota; Fungi; Ascomycota; Saccharomycetes; Saccharomycetales; Saccharomycetaceae
Source: the annotation of a GenBank genome assembly
AUGAAAAGUGUCAACCUUUGCCGCGAGUUGUUCGACAGAGCAGUGGAACGUACUGCCAGUCCAAGAGCUAAGUUAUCUGUCGUUUCCAAUGGUGUGCUACCAGAAGGUAGUCCAGCGUUUGUCGAAAUCGAGGAAAAUGACGGUCCCGAGAUAUUCUGCUCCAAAAUAACUUACUUACAAGUCUUCCACGAGGCUCGUGUAUUUCUGCAAGAACGCAAUGGAAAUACAUCAUUAAGCGAUGCGGACACUUACUUUGCUACCUUGGGCCUCCUCCUUACCACACCAGAGGAUCGUACAAACCUGAAUCUCCAUGAAGCGAUUAUACUUCAAAGACUCAAAGAGGAGUCAGAACAUCAAGGAAAGUUAACCAAAGAAGGUCACAUUUUUUUGGCGCGCGAAAUAAUGGCCGUGAUGCUUCUUCUAACAUCCUCCCUCAAUCGAGUUAACAAGUCGCCGUCUUUGUGGCUCCUCUACAGGAAGCUCUUCACGAUUCUAAAAGAGCUUUUCCCGGCUUUCGAGGUCGACUACCAAAGGCUCUUUUUGACUUCAGCUGAACGCCAUUUCUCAAAUUUUUACUGCUGGAAUACUUUUCGAUGGGUAUAUGAUUUGGAGAGUCCCUCAACUCAAGCUCAACUUUUGACCGCUGUUUGGGAUUUCAGUUCACAACAUCCCAAAGACAGUUCUGCUUGGUGGGCUCUAGGACACAGUGUGCUGAAUCUUUCGGCUUUGUCCGAAUAUUCAUCAAAAGACUACAAUUCAUUAAGAUCUAGAUUUGGAUUUGAACAAUCCCCUCAUCACGCUUCUGAAGUCAACUCUGUUGGCGAGCUGACUCAAUACUCGUCCGAAAUCAUAAAAUUCAUAGAAAUCGGUGAAGUAAGUGACUGGCCUCCGUUUGGAUGUCUCGCCAGGCUGUUACGCUACGUGACUGAGAAAGAUCAAGCCCAAUUCCUUCAGAAAUGGUACAAUGAGAUACAGGCGUUUGAGAAAAAAUACUUUGAAAUAAACAAAAACUCAGUCUCUUUGGCUAUUUAUAAAAAUGAUCGGGGCUUGAUUUUUCAAAGAUCAGUUCAGUCUCUGCUGCAUCGCAAGACGUUGUUGAAGAAGAUUGGUGUGCUCGUGUUUUUUAGUACAGCGGAAGAGAACCCAAGUUAG